Molecule: messenger RNA, 5597 nt
Organism: Camelus dromedarius (Arabian camel)
Lineage: Eukaryota; Metazoa; Chordata; Mammalia; Artiodactyla; Camelidae
Gene: PHACTR3
Product: phosphatase and actin regulator 3
Exons: 13
Coding region: 398-2080 (560 amino acids)
Biological process (GO): actin cytoskeleton organization
Molecular function (GO): actin binding
Source: RefSeq, a predicted model, not a curated record
UUCCCGGGGGGGUGGGGGGUGGGGUGGGGGGAGGGAGCACCCCCAGAAAUUCCUGGACAUCACCCCCUGCCCCAAGCAUGCAAUAAACAGUGACAAGAAAAAGUUUUUAUUUCCUGGUUCAACUUUUUUUUUUCCUGGAAUAUAGACUGAAGAAUGGAAAUAAACGCGAAUAAAUAACAGGCAGGCCGCGCACGCCGGGAUGCGCCUGGCUGCAGCCGCGAGGCUAUUGUCUCAUCGCCCUGAAGCCAGCCCCGGCCUCGAGCUCUGGCUCCUUCCCUUUCCCUGUCCUUUUUGAUUUUUCCUUUUUAAAAAGACGCCCCCUCCAGCCCCCUCGCCGGUGACCUUGGCCGCCUCGGAUGCUCUGAUUCCACGCGGCUCCCUCCAACUUGCCGGGCCCAUGGCCGCGUCCGAGGACGGGAGCGGCUGCCUCGUGUCGCGGGGCCGCUCGCAGAGUGACCCCAGCGUCCUCACCGACUCCUCGGCCACCUCCUCCGCGGACGCCGGGGAGAACCCAGAUGAGAUGGACCAAACCCCCACAGUGCGCUCCGAAUAUCUGGUCUCAGGGAUUCGAACUCCCCCCGUGAGGAGGAACAGCAAACUGGCCACCCUGGGCAGGAUCUUCAAACCCUGGAAAUGGAGGAAAAAGAAAAAUGAAAAACUGAAGCAGACGACAUCCGCCUUGGAGAAGAAGAUGGCCGGCCGGCAAGGUCGGGAGGACCUCAUCAAGAAGGGGCUGCUGGAGAUGAUGGAGCAGGACGCUGAGAACAAAGCAUGCGGCCCUGAUGGAGGCCCCCGAGCUGCACAGAGCGAACCUUCCACACCCAAGCAGGAGCCGCUGACUUCAGAGGAAGCCCAGCCGGGAAGCCCGUCGGCCACUGGGACAGACCAAGCGUCCCCAGAUGAGCCGCUGUCCUCGGACACCCAUCCGGACGAUGCAGCCAAGAUGUCAUCAGCAUCCGGAGGUGAAGAAGCAGAUGCUGGCGGCAGCCGUCCACCUACCACGGACGAGCCCUCUCAAGCCUUAGCUGGGUCCGACUCCCAGGACAGUCCUCCCAGACCCUUGGAGAGGUCCAUGGGCCAGCUCCCCAGCCCCCCACUGCUGCCCACCCCACCACCCAAGACAGGCUCCAAAACCACAAAAAAUGUCACAGGCCAAGCUGCGCUCUUCCAGGGCUGUGGCGGGAAGAGUGCUGACCCUCCCCUCCGAGGACAGCUUUCUACGCCCACGGGGUCUCCACAUCUCACCACCGUCCACCGGCCGCUGCCCCCCAGCCGCGUCAUUGAGGAGCUGCACAGGGCGCUGGCCACCAAGCACCGCCAGGACAGUUUCCAAGGAAGGGACAGUAAAGGGUCCCCAAAGAAGCGCGUGGACGUCCGGCUGUCCAGGACGUCCAGCGUGGAGCGGGGCAAGGAGCGGGAGGAGGCUUGGAGCUUUGACGGAGGCUCGGACGGCAAGCGGGCUACGGCUGCAGAGUCCGAGGAGAACAAGGAGAACUUGAUCAUGAACUCUGAACUCAAGGACGACCUGCUCUUGUAUCAGGACGAAGAGGCACUGAACGACUCCAUCAUCUCUGGAACCCUGCCGAGGAAGUGCAAGAAGGAGCUCUUGGCAGUGAAGCUAAGGAACCGGCCCAGCAAGCAGGAGCUGGAAGACCGGAACAUCUUCCCCCGGAGGACUGAUGAAGAGAGGCAGGAGAUCCGGCAGCAGAUUGAAAUGAAGCUAUCCAAACGGCUGAGCCAGAGACCUGCCGUGGAGGAGCUGGAGAGGAGAAACAUCUUGAAACAAAGAAAUGAUCAGACAGAACAGGAAGAAAGAAGAGAAAUCAAGCAAAGACUGACGAGAAAGCUUAAUCAGAGACCCACAGUUGAUGAACUGAGAGACAGAAAAAUUCUGAUACGAUUCAGUGAUUAUGUGGAGGUGGCCAAAGCCCAGGACUAUGACAGACGAGCAGACAAACCCUGGACGAGACUGUCGGCAGCGGAUAAGGCAGCAAUUCGUAAAGAACUGAAUGAAUACAAAAGUAACGAAAUGGAGGUGCAUGCAUCAAGCAAGCAUUUGACAAGAUUCCACAGGCCAUAGAGAUUUUCUUCUGAGAAGAAUUGUGUUUAAUUUUUGAUACCAACACUGAACAUUCAUCAGGGAACUUUCCUGAAGUUCAGCUCACAACUACCUGCUAUGUUUGUGAGAGAAGCAGGGUCAUGUAGGCAGGUGAAAUCCUGGCCACACUCACCUGUAAGAGGAGGACCCAGAGGACACACUUCACUCUUUGGUGUCUGAGGAGUGUGACUUUGGGGUCAGUAAGACCCCAAGGAAUCUACCAGAAGAAAACUGCUGUCUGCCUCCCCCCUUGUUUUCCAGCUCUGCGUUGUGACGGAGAACGGUGAUGUGCGUCGCAGGGUCACCAGCCUGGGCUCUGGCCGAGGGACGUGUGACACAGUGUAUCAGUACCAUGUGGAGAAGGCAUUUUUAUUCUGAACACGAUUAAUCUGAGAACUCUUUAAGUUCAUGUUCUACAAAAUGAUUUACUGUACUAUACUUUUUCUUUUUUACAUAUAAUGUCUAACAAAAAAUACAGCUGCAGCAUUUUGAUUCCUGUUAAUUUUGUUCUUUUAAUUAAAUGACUACUUAUUGCAGGAAAUUCACCUGGGCGUUACAUUUCUUGGGUUUGAGGGUGAGAGUUGUUUUUUUUUGUUUGUUUUUUUUUUUUUAGAAUAGGGAUCUCUGAAACAAGUUAAAUUUUAUUACUUUUGAGCCAUCAGAAGCCAAACACAUCAAAGAGAAUUCAAACUUUUUGUGUGUUUUGUAAAUUCUGUUAGUAUAUAUGUGGUUACUUGGAAAAUCAAAUUAUCCUUUUCAAGUUAAUUUAUGUAUCAUUGAGUAAUGAACCUGGAAAUAAGUAACAACUUGUUGAAAAAUUCUACUAAGAUGAAAAUUAUGCCCUCCUUAAGAGUAUUUCUCAGUUAACAUUUGCAAACAUUAUUAAAAACUCUGUUACAAGAUGGAGUGGAGAUUAUAAAGAGGAAAUUUACCCCGGCAUAAAGGUAAAAAGUAAUCUUGACAAAAGAGAGAAAGUAAAUUAAGUAAAAAUAAAUGUUCCCUGAAGUAUAUUUUUCCUUGGCCUUUGAGUAAGUGUGCUGGCUAAAAUGAGCCCUUCUUCCCGCCUUCCCUCCGGGUGCAUCGAGGCAAGGAGCACAGUGGUCGGAGCACGACCUUGGGAUCUCGCAGAACCUGUGCCCAAAUCCCAGCUCUGCACCAUUCAGCAAGGUAUUUAUUUCCUCUGCAGGAAGGUCUCUCUGUCUCACUGCUGCUAUAAUCUGUAAAUGAGAUACAGGAGGUAAUGUGGCUCAGGUGCCUGGCACACUCUCAGCACCCAGUGACUGUCCUCUGCCAGUACGGUUGCCAGGUGGCCCUGGAGCAGCUGGAAGUCCCCUGUGACUUCUCACUGCACGUGCUGCCUCCUUGCUCUCCGUGACCUUCCUGUUCCGCCGCUUUAAGGCUGGAGUGGGUCAGGGGCCCCCGGGAAACUGCUCAACCCUUGUUGAGCACUUUGUCCUUAGGGACUUGUGAUUGGUCCUAGAUGCUAGCAAAUACACUAUUAGUUGAACUAGAGUGUUUUAUAAGAAAUCACUGUGUGGUAGAAAAACUCCAGCUCUACCUCUUACUUGCUGUGUAACUGUCUAUGAAUCGCUUGACUUCUCUGAGCCUCAAUUUCUGUGUCUGUGAAAUAAGAUGAUAUCUAAAUCCUUUCUGUCUCGAAGCCACUCCCUUAAUUUUAUAAGCAUUUAUGUCUCUGUGUUAUAUUGUAUAUUUAAUACGUAUUUAUAUAUGUGUACUCUAUUUUAUACAUAAACUGUUAUUGGUGGCCAGUCAACCCCCCCAAAACUUAUUUUCUAUUUUAAGCCACACAUUAGCAUCUCCCUCUUUCAUAUUUUAUCAAUUUAAAAUAUUGGAGCCCAAACUAUGUGAAAACAAGAUUUCAAUCUCCCUCAUAUAGAAAUAUCCAUAUAACUACCUACUAUGAAGCAAAGAAAGGAAAAAAGUGCCUCUAUUCUAGAAACCAUCCUGGCCCCCAAAGCAAAAAGGAUCAGCACUUAAAAAAUAACUAAACUGUGCCUAUAGUAAGAGAUAGCCUGGUAGAUGGGACUAACGUUCUGGGUUUUUUGCCCAAGUAAAGUCCCGUAACUGACAGAUAGAUAAAAUUAAAAAUUAAGAUAAAGUACAAGAUACUUAAAGGAUGGUUUGGUUUGGUCCAGACUCAAGGGUUCGACCAUAAAACCAGAAGCUAUUUUCAUUGUAAUCAAAUUUUUUGCAGUAGUAUCUAACUUCUACCAGUGUAUUUUUAUUGAUCAUAAACUAUUACCCUAAAUUAUAUUUCCAUAUUUCAUGUUCUUAGGAGGCAUUCUAGAGGUUGAGAUUAACUAAAACUGUCACUCAAUUACUUCUGUUUACACUGCACCUACUAAGUAUAUGUAAUCCUGCACUAAAUAAGCAUAUGACGUGGCAUCUCAAAUACCUCUCAUCCUAGUUAGUUGGAGGAACAAAAUUAAAACGCAAUUGAUAAAUCACAUGGUACUGGUGACAUACAUGAUAUGUACAUAAACUUACAUGUUUUGUGUAAGUUUGAAGAUAAAGUUUAUAUACUUAAGAGCCUGAAGACUUAGAAAAAAAUUCUGCGUUCUUAUUCAGUAAGUCACAUAUAUUACCUGAAUUAUCAGAAUUCUCCAUGACUAGUAGUAGUCAUUAAUGAGGUUUUUAUGCACGACUUUACAAGUAAUUUGUUUUUAUUUUAACAAAAUAAAAUGAUUAACUAUUAAAGUAAUAUUAAGUGAUUCAAGAAAUUAUUUUUAAGGGGUUUAAAAGAUUUUAAAAACUUAAUUGGUAAUUUUGUGAGAAGAAAUUAAAUCGCAUCUAGAAGCAUCAAGUUUUAAGCCAGUCUGAUAGGGGGACUAGUGCAUUGUAUGAUUUUUGUGAAAAAAAUACAUUUUAAAAAAUGUUAAAAGGGCUUUGAAAUUAUGUAAUUUUGGGACAAUUGAGAUGUAUUAAAAAAUCACCUAACAUUAAGACGUCCACCUUGUGGAAAUACAUGGUAACUACAAGUCUACAUUUAUUCUAUUAUAUAUUGGAGAUUCGAAAGUCAGGUUUUUAGCUACACAUCCAAAGUCCUUCAAUAGCAAACUGAAUUCCAGAAAAGCAAAAUUCUAAUUAUACUGUUAAAAGUACUAGUCACACAUGAUUCCAAUACCCAUUUACCCAGUUCUUUUCCAGAAUUUUUUUGUUUUUCAUAUGAAAGAAGUAUCUCAGAAAAUGCUGAUAAACAACUCAAUGUAUUGAAAGUUAAACUAAAUAUAGGAAAAUAUCUUUAAACAAUGAAUGACUAAAGUUACAUUUGUGCGUUUUUUCUGUGAGCUUACUGAUGAUGGCAUUGGGAACAUGUCUUAGCAAUGCUAGGAUGAACAAUGGAAAAGCGACCAGUUCCAUAGCUCUAUGAACACAGAAUGGUGUUUUAUAUUCACUGUAAUAAAAAAGACUUUUAAAUCUUUAAUCUCAACUGUAAAUCUCCUUAAAGACUGUGAACGGGAAUUCUAAAGACCAUGUU